Molecule: messenger RNA, 432 nt
Organism: Diaporthe batatas
Lineage: Eukaryota; Fungi; Ascomycota; Sordariomycetes; Diaporthales; Diaporthaceae
Exons: 2
Coding region: 1-432 (143 amino acids)
Source: RefSeq, a predicted model, not a curated record
AUGCAACCCUCUUACAUCAAUGUGCUCGUGGCCCUCGUUGCCUCAGUCUCUGCCGCCCCAGCUCUCCAGCCCCGCCAGCAGUACCCCACCGUUGACACAUAUGAAGUCACCCUGGGUGAGGUCGACCCUGCCUACCUCGCCCUGUUGGACACGGCCGUCGUGAGACUCGACGAAGCACCGGAGAAGCGUGACAUUGAGGCUCGCCAGGGUGGCACUUGUGACCUCCAGGGAUUCGCCAUUGUCAAUGGCCAGAUCUCGUCCUUCGCCGGGUCUGUCCAGAAUAGUCCCGCCAACUACGGCCGGGCGGUCACCCUGACUGGCAUCCUGCCCGGCUGCUCCAUCGGCCUGGUUCCUCAGUCCAACUGUGGGCUCUGGUCCAUCAUUGACACUUCAGGCUGUGCCACCGCCCGUUCUGUCACGUUUUCUAAUUGA